CACACAGUCAGUGACACAACACAACAUCAGCCCUGAGCUCUCGCAGCAUCCGCAUCUCACGGCCGAGAGGACCAAGGAGCACAUCUUCAUCCCAGCAUCCAUUCCAAAACUGCCUGCCAUCGUCUGCGCACCGCAGACUCAAGGCGUGCUCAUCAUCAGCUCGCUUCUGUUUAUUUUUGACUCGGACUUGGAUUAUCUUCUUUGUUGCAUUGGUAUUCUACGCGAUGGUUUGAUGGUUUUUUUUAUCGCGUUUUGUGAGGAAACCAAGGAUCUAGACGAGGGACAUCACCGUUGCAUCUAGAUUUUAAAUUCUCAUUGGGCAGGAGAUCUGCAGACGCAGCUCUGACAUCCAGCAGAGACCGUACAAAGGACACCAUCUCCUCGGUUUUAGAUGCCCAGCUGCAGCCUGUAGCCCGGGACCCCCCAGCUCCCAGAAGCAUCGAGGCGCUUAGACCCCUCAGGACCCUCUCUGGUAGACGCUCCUCUGACCCAGUGCGGCUGAAGCCCCUGGACGUCCCCUCACCGUCACCAUGGGAACCGUGCUGUCUUUGUCCCCCAGCUACAGGAAGGCGGCUCUGUUCGAGGAUGGACCCGCCACGGUGGGUCACUACACCGCCGUCCAGAACAGCAAGAACGCCAAAGACAAGAACCUGAAGCGCCACUCGCUCAUCAACGUGCUGCCAUGGAAACGGAUUGUAGCGGUGUCGGCGAAGAAGAAAGGCUCCAAGAAGGUGCAGCCCAACGCCAACUACCAGAAUAAUGUCACUCAGCUGAACAACGAGAACCUGAAGAAGUCGCAGUCAUGCGCCAACCUCUCCACCUUCACCCAGGACCAGAGCACCCCAGCUCUCACCAAGAACUCCAACAACACGGUGUCGUCCGUGAAAAAGGCCCCUCUCACCAACUCCAACGUGGCCCCCGGGACCCCAAAGAGAGUUAUCGUGCAGGCCUCCACCAGUGAGCUGCUGCGCUGCCUCGGGGAGUUCCUGUGCCGGCGCUGUUACCGGCUCAAACACCUGUCACCGACUGAUCCGGUGCUGUGGCUGCGCAGCGUGGACCGCUCCCUGCUCCUCCAGGGCUGGCAGGACCAGGGCUUCAUCACACCCGCUAACGUGGUCUUCGUCUACAUGCUUUGCCGCGACGUGGUCUCCUCCGAGGUGGCCACGGAGCACGAGCUGCAGGCCGUGCUGCUCACCUGCCUCUACCUGUCUUACUCUUACAUGGGCAACGAGAUCUCCUACCCGCUCAAGCCCUUCCUGGUGGAGAGCUCCAAGGAGACUUUCUGGGACCGCUGCCUGUCCAUCAUCAACCUGAUGAGCGCCAAGAUGCUGCAGAUUAACUCGGACCCGCACUACUUCACUCAGGUGUUCGCGGACCUGAAGAACGAGAGCCAGAAGGAGGAGGAGAGGAGCCGCCUGCUCAUCGGUCUGGACCGGUGAGGGGAUG
Labrus bergylta (ballan wrasse) is the source of this 1446-nucleotide messenger RNA. RefSeq names its product cyclin dependent kinase 5, regulatory subunit 1b (p35) (gene cdk5r1b). The record is from RefSeq and is a predicted model, not a curated record. Gene Ontology annotation, cellular component: protein kinase 5 complex; growth cone; cytoplasm. NCBI's taxonomy places the organism in Eukaryota, Metazoa, Chordata, Actinopteri, Labriformes, Labridae. Gene Ontology annotation, biological process: brain development; axon guidance. Gene Ontology annotation, molecular function: cyclin-dependent protein serine/threonine kinase activator activity; protein kinase binding.